AUGGGCAGCCCCUGGAACCGCAGCCACGGCCCCGAAGGCGCGCGGGAGCCGCCGUGGCCCGCGCUGCCGCCGUGCGACGAGCGCCGCUGCUCGCCCUUCCCGCUGGGCGCGCUGGUGCCGGUGACGGCCGUGUGCCUGGGGCUCUUCGCCGUCGGGGUGAGCGGCAACGUGGUGACCGUGCUGCUGGUCGGCCGCCGCCGCGACCUGCGCUCCACCACCAACCUGUACCUGGGCAGCAUGGCCGUGUCCGACCUGCUCAUCCUGCUCGGCCUCCCCUUCGACCUGUACCGCCUCUGGCGCUCGCGCCCCUGGAUCUUCGGGCCGCUGCUGUGCCGCCUGUCGCUGUGCCUGGGCGAGGGCGGCACCUACGCCACGCUGCUGCACGUGACGGCGCUCAGCGUCGAGCGCUACCUGGCCGUCUGCCGCCCGCUGCGGGCCCGCGUCCUCGCCACCCGCCGCCGCGUCCGGGCGCUCAUCGCCGCGCUCUGGGCCGUGGCGCUGCUCUCCGCGGCGCCCUUCUUCUUCCUGGUGGGCGUCGAGCAGGACCCCGCCCCUUCCGCGGCCCCGACCCCGAACGGCACCGCAGGGGCGGCCCCUUCACCCCCUACCUCGCGGGCGCAGUCCCUGACCCCGCCGUCGGGGCCCGAGGCAGCGGAGGCCGCCGCGCUCUUCAGCCGCGAGUGCCGGCCGAGCCGGGCGCAGCUGGGCGCGCUGCGCGUCAUGCUGUGGGUCACCACCGCCUACUUCUUCCUGCCCUUCCUGUGCCUCAGCGUCCUCUACGGGCUCAUCGGGCGCCAGCUCUGGACCAGCCGGGGGCCGCUGCGGGGCCCGGCCGCCUCGGCGCGGGAGCGGGGUCACCGGCAGACGGUCCGCGUCCUGCUGGUGGUCGUUCUGGCCUUUAUAGUCUGCUGGUUGCCAUUCCACGUUGGCAGGAUCAUUUACAUAAAUACAGAAGACUCCCGGAUGAUGUAUUUCUCCCAGUACUUUAACAUCGUUGCUUUGCAACUUUUCUAUCUGAGCGCAUCCAUCAACCCAAUCCUCUACAACCUCAUUUCAAAGAGGUAUAGAGCAGCGGCCUGCAAACUGCUGCUUUCCAGACAGCCCGGUCAAAGAGGUCUCUGCAGAAGCAGGGACCCUGGGGGAGCCACUGGGGGAGACACAGCUGGCUGCACGGAGACCCCCGCUAACAUGAAGACGGCAGCAUAA
Molecule: messenger RNA, 1206 nt
Organism: Choloepus didactylus (southern two-toed sloth)
Lineage: Eukaryota; Metazoa; Chordata; Mammalia; Pilosa; Megalonychidae
Gene: MLNR
Product: motilin receptor
Exons: 2
Coding region: 1-1206 (401 amino acids)
Biological process (GO): G protein-coupled receptor signaling pathway
Cellular component (GO): plasma membrane
Molecular function (GO): G protein-coupled peptide receptor activity
Source: RefSeq, a predicted model, not a curated record